GUCCACCAUAGCCACUACUGCUGUUGUUGCUCAAUUGCUCGCCUAAACCCGACCUUACUGAAAAGUGCAUGUGGCCACUAGGACAAACAGCGCAACAAUUGUACCGUUAGUUAGCAGGACGGCGAGCUUAGGCAGAGGCUGUAUACGCGGAAGCGCACAGCGCAAGGCGUUUGAGCGAGGGAUUCACAUUGCGCAGUUGGGACAUAGCCAGAAAUCGCGAUUCCUUGCAAGGCACCGGUGUGGUGCUUCCUUACGUGACAUGGCGUCGGAACAAGCUGCAACUAAUGGGACUGUCAGCACCGGCAGCGACAACCCUCCUGUAGCUGCAGUGUUGUUUGACAUGGACGGCCUGCUGCUGGACACUGAGUCCGCCUACACGGUGGCGCAGCAGCGCAUCCUGGACCGCUUCGGAGCCGUGUUCACAUGGCAGCACAAGGCGCUCAUGAUGGGGCGGGCGGCCAUGGAGGCGGCGCAGCUGCUGCUGGCGGAGCUGGCGCUGGGCCCGGAGCAGAUCACACCCGAGCAAUUCCUAGCCGAGCGGGACGCGCUGCUGGAGUCCGUGUUCCCAUCCAGCCCCCUCAUGCCGGGAGCCGAGCGCCUGGUACGGCACCUGGCGGCCUGCGGGGUGCCCAUGGCCCUGGCCACCGGCUCCCACCGAGCCUCCUUCCUGCUCAAAACCAGCAGGCACGCGGAGCUCUUCUCGCUGUUCCAACACGUUGUGACUGGGGACAUGGUGCCCAAGGCGAAGCCGGAUCCAGCGAUAUUCCUGAUGGCGCUUGAGGGGUUGAAGCAGCGGCUACAGGGGGGGCAGCAGCAGGCGGGACAGGGGCAGGAGGAGGCGGUGGUGGUGGUAGAGCAGCAGCAGCUGCAGCAGGAGGAGGCUGCGGUUGUGUCGACAAAGAGCAGCUCCUCCUCGGAUGGCGGUGCUGCUGCUGUGGCGAUAACAACCACGGUUGAGGUAACGGCAACCGCCACCGCGGUACCAGCAACACAACCGCCCGCACCAGCAGCACCCCCCGCCGCCAACACCGCCGCGGGCUCGCUCGACGUGUCGCGUGUGCUGGUGUUUGAGGAUGCGCCCAACGGUGUUGCCGCGGCGCUGGCGGGCGGCAUGCGGGUGGUGAUGGUGCCGUACCCGGGGUUGCCGGAGGAGCUGAGUGCGGGGUGCGGGGCCAGUGCGGUGCUGCGGUCGCUGGAGGAGUUCCGACCCGAGCAGUGGGGCCUACCGCCCUUCCCUGAGUGAUAGGGGGGGAGAGGAGGAGGAGGUUAGGUGGCUAGCAUGUAUUAGGUAUGGUGGUUUGCGUGGUGAUCAGGGUUUGUUUUCCUGGGCAUGUGCAGGCCUUGCUUAUGCCUAGAGCGAGCUGGCUGAUAAUUGCUGAUAACCCCUUAAUAUUGUUGGGAGAGUGCAAUAUUGCGCUGCGGCUUUUUAAGCUGUCUAGGCGCACCCGGGCAUACGGUUCGCACGUACUUAUACGUGAACGGAAUGAAGGGAUGGAAUGAUGCACGGUAAAGCGUGCACGGUACGGAUUGCGCCUCGUGGAUUGGUCCUAUUUAGGCAUCUCACACCUGCAAACUGCACGGGUUGCAGGUACUUGAACUUGUGCCCACAGGCUGUUACGUUAUGUGCGGUGCGUAAAGUCUAAUUCCAGGUUCUUUGAGCUCUCAGGCUCUCAGGCUUGUUCAAUUGAGGACUUUCAAGGUGCCCGGCAAGAGCCUCACACCAUCUGCCGCCGCCAGCUAAACUACAGCCCACCUCUCCUUCUUGCUUCCCAUUGCCACGUGGCCAACCGCCGCC
Messenger RNA from Astrephomene gubernaculifera, 1795 nucleotides. NCBI's taxonomy places the organism in Eukaryota, Viridiplantae, Chlorophyta, Chlorophyceae, Chlamydomonadales, Astrephomenaceae. The record is from the annotation of a GenBank genome assembly.